CUGAUGAUGUGGAAUCGAGUACUCCUUUCAUGGUUUGUCCUCCCCGUGGUUGCGCAGACUGAGAACAGUCGCGAUGUGCUCUGCGUCUACCCUCUAUCCGGAGUAUAUGCUCCUCUCCAGCGGAUCCUCUUCUAUCUCUUAUUGUCAUUUGGAGUCAUCGGUCGCCGCCAGAGAUGGCUCGUAGCUGGAGCCCUGGCAAGUGCUAUGACCUACUGCGGCGCCGCAGCAAUACACUCGGUCUUACUCCUUGCCAACGCCCGGUCUCCAGUCGUUGAUCUCGAUGUAUACGGUGUCUUUGCUGCAACAUCCACCGGGAUCAUGCUCACAACACCUCUACUUGCCUGGUCAACGACACUACAGGCUGUCGAAAGAGAAGUCCGGAUGCUCAUCACCCUCUGGACCCUCCUCAUCCUCGUCGGCGCCAUCCUCGCGAUCGCCACGAUCUAUAUCAGGGGAGAAACCAAGGGCGCUCCCUGCUACGACUCAUUAUCUACAGUGGACAUCCCAUCCACAGUAUCAACACUACGCAAUGUCACCGCCAGCUGCACAUAUGUCUGCUUCCCAGAGGAAUCCCCUCUAGGCCGCUCACCAGACGACGUUCUCGCCUGGGAGAAUACUCUGUCGCGCCCGUUCGAUAUCAUCUCUGUCUUCCUCCCAACCAUUGCAGCCUCCGUCCCAGCUGCUUUCAUUGCGUGGACUCAGUAUGUCUUCCGCAGCGGAUAUUCCUAUCUCAUCCGGCCGCCGCCAUUCUUCAGCCGUCUCGAACUAGGCUGGCUCGGGGAGUUAUUAUUCGAGAAGCGCCGCGAUAGCAACCUCAAUCACAAUUCGUCCUCGGCUAGAAUCCCAUCUGAACCAUCCCCAGGUCAAAGUCCAGUCCGGUUCCCCUGGCUGGCAGUGGCAUACCAGUACUACUUCGUGCUCGGCUCGUUUGGCGUCUUUGUCGUGAAUCUGGUGAUGAAUGAGGUGCGGUUUCGCGAGCUCCCCGUGAACGAGAUGAUGUAUGAGGUUGACCAGUGGACUUCUUGGGUGGGUGUUGCAUUGAUUCUGCUGGCGCAGGUGCUCAGUCGGUUUUUUAAGCGUUCAAAAAGGCAUACUUCACAGACUGUGGGAGAUUGUGAGGAGCUUCCAUGGGAUCAAGAACGGGGUGAAGAUGCGUAUAGGAAGAUGGGGAUACGGACAGACACAUUUCGCAGUGAAGUCUCGACAUUUCGACGGAGAAAUAGCUUAUAGCCCA
Messenger RNA from Aspergillus versicolor CBS 583.65, 1234 nucleotides. RefSeq lists its product as uncharacterized. The coding region runs from base 4 to 1230 and encodes 408 amino acids. The transcript has a single exon. The record is from RefSeq and is a predicted model, not a curated record. NCBI's taxonomy places the organism in Eukaryota, Fungi, Ascomycota, Eurotiomycetes, Eurotiales, Aspergillaceae.